UCCAACAAAAUUCAAGCUCGGUUAGGUUAAAGAAUUGAGAGUGGGAUUGUACAGGAAAGAGCUGGGAACUCCAAAUGACAAGUUUAUAAGAGUCCAAUUAGACACCCCAAAUCACAGCAUUUUACAACACCUCGCCCGUACUCCCUGCGUGACUGCUUUUAUCUCUUCUCGGACGAACACGUCCUUUUGUUACUCUCUCUCUCUCUCUCUCUCUCUCUCUCUCCUUUUCCCAUUCGCCCAAAUCGAAAGGGGAAAACAAAUUAAAACCUCGUCUCGCCACCCUUCCCCCGUCGCCGGCAAUGGCCGACGGCGAGGCCUCCGGCGGCGCGUACAGGGAGUUCAAGGCGCUGGUGGAGGCGGCGGACCGCAAGUUCGCGCGCGCGCGCGACUUGCCGCUCUACGGCGGCGGGGACCACCACACCCGGAAGGCCUUCAAGGCGUACACGCGGCUGUGGCGGCUGCAGCAGGAGCGACGCCGGGAGCUCGUCGCUGGGGGGCUCCAACGGUGGGAGAUCGGCGAGGUGGCCUCCCGGAUCGGCCAGCUCUACUACGCGCGCUACCUCCGCACGGCCGAGCCGCGGUCGCUCGUCGGGGCGUACGUCUUCUACGAGGCCAUCUACAGCCGCGGGUAUUUCGCCGCCGCCGCUGCCGCGGCCGGGGGCGGAGGCGGCAGGCACCAGGGCCUCCUGAUCCGGUACAAGGAGCUGCGGUUCAUCGCCCGGUUCCUCGUCGUGGCCAUGCUGAUGCGGCGAGCCGAGGCGGUGGACCACCUCGCCUGCCGCCUCCGCGCACUAGUCGUGGAAACGAAGUCGGCAUACCCCAAAACCAACUUCAAGGAAUGGAAGCAAGUGCUUCAAGAGCUUGGGAGAUUCUUGAAAGCUGAUGGAGCAUACAAAGGAUCUAGAUCACUAAGAUAUGAUAACCUGUUUGAUUCUUACCCAUCAAACCUUGCGUCUAUUGCACGAUUCCAUUCAAAAAGAGUGCUUAAACUGAAGGAAGCUGUAUUAACAAGCUACCGCCGGAAUGAGGUUAAGUUCACAGAACUUACUUUGGACACAUUGAGAGUGCUACAGUGUUUGGAAUGGGAGCCCACUGGGUCUUAUCAGAUUGCUGCUAAAGAACUUAAAGAAAAUGGCACUGUAAGUGAUCAGAGUGGACCCUCUGGUCUGAUUGAUAUUCACCUGUCUACAGAAAUGUCUGAUGGAAGUCUUCCUGCAAAUCCUCAAAAAGCAAUUAUAUAUCAUCCUACAGUCUCUCAUCUUUUAGCGGUUCUUGCAACAAUCUGCGAGGAGCUUUCACAAGAUAGCAUUUUACUCAUCUAUAUAUCAGCAUCAGGGUUUGCUGAGCAGAAUAUUGCUUGUCAAAAGUAUGCCUCUAGCUCCUCAUCGCAUUCAAGUGCUGCUUCUGCAUCUCCUACGUAUAAGCCAAAUUCACAUUUCAGUUCAGAUAACCAUCUAUGGCUUGGUCCCCGUGGAAGUGGAGGUCCGAACAAUCUUUAUCCAGAAGAUCUGAUUCCAUUUACAAGAUAUCCUCUGUUCCUUGUAAUCGAUAGCGAAAAUAGCCAUGCAUUCAAGGCCAUACAUAAUGCAGAGAAGGGAGAGCCAGCUGCUUUGUUACUUUCUCCUAGGAUAUCAUCAGCCAUGCCUGGUGCAGAAUCCACGGGUCAUGGAAGCCAAUUUACAUACUUCCUCACUGCUCCAAUGCAAGCCUUCUGCCAACUAGCUGGAAUAACUUCUGACAUUGACAUCGAUACAUAUGCUAAUGCUGAGAACGUACUUUUCUCUGCUUUGGAAGAAUAUGAAGGAAUCCUCUGCACUUCUGUUGGGUUAAACAAUGUCUGGGGACAAAUUUUACCAGAUCCAUUUCUCAGACGGCUGAUUCUUAGGUUUAUUUUCUGUCGAGCAGUGCUCUUCUACUUUCACCCGGACGAGCAUGAACAACAUCUACCAACCUGCUUACCUAGUCUCCCAGAGUCGGUCUCUCCAUUCGCGGAAGCCAUCAGAACUCCUAUCCUUCUGCUUGCAGAAAAUCUAGGCGUCAGCAAUCGGUUUCAUUUCCGAGAUUCCAGCCGUAAUAAAAAAUGAUGAUCAAAUAGCAAUAACGAUAACUCAAGCCUUGUGUAGAUACCUCCACGGUAAAUAUAGUUCAGCAAUUUGUUGAUUGUUUCGCAUUUAUACAGCCAAUGGAGAAUGACUCAGUAUCAACAAGAUGCUGCUGCAGCAGCCUGGAUGGGGUGAAAUGGUGAUAUGAAGAAUUUUGUCGGCUGCUUCACCUCCGUUGAACGUAUGUACAAGUUUGUUUAGGUGUUUUGCUUUGCUCUAGGCAUUGUAGGCAUGUAGGGCUUGUCUUCAAUUUUCUUUUUGGUUGUGUUGGAGAGCACAAUUUGCAAGCUGGAAGAGGCGUUUUCUCCCGGUACUCUGUAAGGCAGAUUGUUUUGUAGUGUUGGUUAGCUCAGCAUAUCGACAGUAUUUUACGAUUUCCAUCUUA
Messenger RNA from Phragmites australis (common reed), 2487 nucleotides. RefSeq lists its product as uncharacterized. The transcript is spliced from 9 exons. Gene Ontology annotation, molecular function: transcription corepressor activity. Gene Ontology annotation, biological process: DNA-templated transcription. Gene Ontology annotation, cellular component: nucleus. NCBI's taxonomy places the organism in Eukaryota, Viridiplantae, Streptophyta, Magnoliopsida, Poales, Poaceae. The coding region runs from base 300 to 2084 and encodes 594 amino acids. The record is from RefSeq and is a predicted model, not a curated record.